UUACGUGUUAUUUUUUGCAGAGUGGAUGGAAAUGAUGAGUGUUGGUCAUGAUAAAUGAGGUCGCUGACGAUGAUUCGAGUGAAGAAACAGAAAUUGCUGUGAUCGGAGGAACACUUGCUUUUCGUUGUCCACCGAAUCCGUCAUGGAAGAAAGUUUACAAUGUGAAUUCCCCCGAAUUUUCUGUUUCUUUGGACCCGAGAAACACCAACGUGUUAGUUUUUUCGGGAUACGAUAUCGACAACCGGAUUUUCAAUUCCACGAAGAUCAACUUCUCCGAUGCCGGAAAUGCUUCAACUAAUUAUCAGUUACUGUUGGCUAACAUAAAUUCAUGGUCAAAGCAUCGGAUUGAAAAGAAAAACGAGCUAACUGUUGAAAAAAAUGAAGAAGAAGACGAAGAGGAGGAUGAAGGCGAAGAUAGUGAAAUCGACGUCUUUCGGGGCAUCUUUCACAAACAGAGUAACGAUUCGAAUGUCAAAAUCUUGAGUGAACAACUGGAAAAGAUUUCACUGAAUGAUGAAAUCGAUGAAUGCAAGAGUCAACCAUUUUCGUCGCAAAGCUUUAUAGAAUUCAGUCAACUGGUCGAAGAGGAUGACGUUAGCGAUAAUUUUGAUCUCGUGGAACUGGAGGUAUUCGAAAAUGGACAGAAAAGUACUGUGAUCCCGCUGCAGACAAGCGGAAAAAUCCUUCGUGCGAAAUUCUCAGGAUUUUUCCUGAUCUUGUCGUUGGUUCAUCCCGACAGCCACAUUGAAACAUGGCGCGUGAGUUGGUUGCGUCGGAAGUCAGAAUUCAAACCGAGUUUGAAAUCAGAAAUUCAGAAAAAGACCUCUUUCGAAGUGAGCUUUGAUUCGGAAACGAAUGCGAUGCUGAUCUCAUUGGCCAAGUCGGAGUAUUUCGCGAGUUUGCGCCUCGUGUUCCGCAAUCCGGGCUUUUUCAAGAAAUACGCUACUCGUUUCGGUCGGAAUACGCGUCUUAAUCAGCUGUCCGAGACCAGGAAUUCAGAUGAUAGUCGUAAAUCAUUAAAGGAUGAGUUGCAUCGAGUGGAAAAGUUGUGUUCGGCGGCGGAGUUGCGAGGGGAAUUGUGUUUUGAGAAUAUGAUCCGAGGACGUCGGUGUCGAGUGUCGAAUGCGGAUUACGUGGCGGCUGUUUACGCGGAUUAUCUGGAUUUGCAUUGCGUCGGACUCGUAUCCGAGAGUGUGUUGAGUUUGCGCGAGUUUCGCAGAGCUUGUGUCGAGUGGCUCAUGAGCCCCGUAAAUCGGGAAAUUUUGUGGUUGAAGCUUCUUUUCCUCGGGGGGAGUGUGUUUGAUCGCGCUGCUGUUGGAAACUGCGGGGAAAUUUAUAUGACGUGGCAGAUUGAACGUACAGGCGGGAAGUCUUGGUCGACGGUGGGCCUGAGUCGAGCGGAGCAGCGGAGUCGGAUGCAUGUGGCACAUGAGCGCUGGGAAAAAGACCAUUGGAGGACGUUGUGUCGUGGAGCAAUUGCAAAUAUGUCGGGAACACUGAACGUGAACCGCAAUGUCACUGACGCUUUCUACCGCUACAAGAUGCCGAGGAUCCUUGCGAAGGUGGAAGGCAAGGGUAAUGGCAUAAAGACUGUCAUCAUCAACAUGGCGGACGUGGCCAAAGCACUCAGUCGUCCUCCCACGUACACGACCAAGUACUUCGGUUGCGAGCUGGGUGCUCUGACACGCAUGGACACGAAGAACGAUCGGUUUAUUGUGAACGGAGCUCACGAUGCUAUUCGGUUGCAGACCCUGUUGGACGGCUUCAUCAAGAAGUUUGUGUUGUGCGAAGAGUGUGAUAACCCGGAGACGGUCCUGAGGGUCUUGCCCAAAAAGGGCAUGAUCACGUCCACCUGCAAGGCCUGCGGAUUCAUUGGCAACAUUGACAUGACUCACAAACUCACGGCUUUCAUUUUACGUCAUCCCCCUGAAGAGGAAAACGGCGGAUAUAAACAGGCGAGUGCCAACGGAAAGGGCGGGCCAGGAACAGGUGCCGCAGUUGAUCUUGACGAGGAAUUCGCUGUUGCUGGAGAUGACGAUGAUGAGGACUGGUCAGUGGAUGUCAGUGAAGAAGCGGUGAAGAGACGUCAGGCGGACUUGAGCGAUGGCAUCAAGACUCUGGCCAUCACCGAUGAUCUUGAAAAGACCGAGAAAGAAAGGGUGGACAUUUUCUACAACUUCGUGAAGGAGAAGAAAGAACAGGGUAAAUUGAGCAACGCAGGGAUCGACAAAGAGCUGUUGACGGAAGCCGAGAGGCUGGACAUCAAAGACAAGGCGCCGUUGAUCCUGAGCGAAGUUCUCUUUGAUUCAUCCAUGCUCCAACAAGUGAAACAGCACAGAAUCGUGUUCCUGCGCUUUUGCCACCAAAAUCCGAAGGCGCAAAAGUACUUGCUGGGUGGGAUCGAGGCCAUGGUGGCCCUGCACAAGGACGCCUUGCUGCCCAAAGUGGCCCACUUGCUCAAGGCCUGCUACGACUCGGACGUGCUGGAAGAAGAAGUCUUGCUGGACUGGGGCAAGAGGGUGAGCAAGAAAUACGUAAGCAAGGAACUCAGUGAGGCCAUUCACGAGAAGGCCGAGCCGUUUCUCAAGUGGCUCAAGGAGGCUGAAGACGAGACGUCUGAGGAUGAGGACAGCGACGAAGAAGAUGUCGAGAUAUCGUAUGAUGACCGUGCCCGAGGACCAAUACUGCAGGCAACUGAGGAGAAGAAAAAGCCGAGUCCAGCUGCUGGCGGAGAUGAUGACCUGGACAUAGACGCCAUCUAACGCCGACGGAAGGAAGCUGAGAAGAGAGCGAAAAUCACGGACAAUUAUGAGAGCACUGUUUUCCUUUGGUUUUUCCUCUGUUUAAUUUCUGUUGGUUCAUUCCACUCUUGACGGCGAAGAAAAAAAAGAAGAAAAACAAAAACGAAAAAUUGGAAUCGAAGAAGCAUUACCGUGUUGCCUGCUUUUGUUUCGUUUCUUUUUUUUUUUUUAUUUUAUUUUUUUUUUUCCUGAGGACGGAGGGAGAGAGAAAGAGGAAACGUGAUUGAAUGUUUGCUUCGAAAGUGUCUUAAGUAUACCAACUGAUUUCUUCCAGAUAUUUUUUUGCGAAACCGUGAGGGGUUUUGAAAGGAACGAGAAAAGAAAAACGGGGGUGGGGAAGGUUCUUCUUUUUUUUUUUUUUUCUUCUUCUUUCAUGUGCUUUUUCUGCCUUCCGUUUGAGAUGCGGUGUUGAGAAAAGGGUUCUUUCUCGGAGGAAUUAUUUGUUCAGGUGGGUGGAAAUUUGACGGAAAUCGGUUAGUUCAUGCCCGCGAGAGGCCUUCAAGUGUCCUGGUGAAGCUCUUGAGAGAAACACAAACGUGUGAUGGAGAAA
This is a messenger RNA of Notodromas monacha, 3351 nucleotides long. The record is from the annotation of a GenBank genome assembly. NCBI's taxonomy places the organism in Eukaryota, Metazoa, Arthropoda, Ostracoda, Podocopida, Cyprididae.